Molecule: messenger RNA, 3538 nt
Organism: Mycena citricolor
Lineage: Eukaryota; Fungi; Basidiomycota; Agaricomycetes; Agaricales; Mycenaceae
Source: the annotation of a GenBank genome assembly
AAGUUCGUCGCAGCGACGGAGAUCCGCGUCUAGGGAAACUGAGAUGAGGAUCCUGCCAGUGAUUCAACCUGCGCAAGGUGUGACGUAUUGGGUGUUUAACGGCUUACAUAAUGUCCAUCGACUUGAAGGCGACACGGCGACGAAUGACACUCAAGCGGGCUGUUGCACAGGCCAAGCAACUCAUUCCCCCUCUCGAUGGAUCGUUGCACAAGGGCCAAUCUGGCAGAGUUGGAGUGUUGGGCGGUGCUCUAGAUUAUACAGGCGCUCCCUUUUUCGCUGCGAUAACCGCUCUACGUGUUGGCGCGGAUCUUUCGCAUGUAAUCUGUUCUCCUAGUGCGGCCAGUGCAAUCAAAUCCUACUCCCCUGAUCUCAUCGUCCACCCCAUCUUACGAGAGGAUGUAUCGGAGGACCAAGUGCGACCAGAACUCAAAUCUAUCCUUUCCCGUCUCCAUGUGCUUGUGGUCGGACCCGGCCUUGGUCGGGAACCGUACAUGCAAUCGCUUGCCAAGAUGGCUGUAUCGCUCGCACGCGCUGAGGGAAUGUUCCUCGUUCUGGAUGCGGAUGCGCUGUGGAUGGUCGGACAAGAUAUCUCCAUCAUCAAGGGUUACCGUCGAGCCGUUGUCACCCCCAAUGUUGCUGAAUUCGCACGUCUGAGUGAACAAGUUGGGAUCGAUCCAAAGACACCAGCCAACGAACGUGCUGGGUCGGUGUCCCGGGCCUUGGGAGGUGUGACUGUGCUGCAGAAGGGCGCUGCAGAUGUCAUUGCGGUGGAUACGACCGGCAACGCGGCUGAUCUGGAGGCGAGCAGCAUGGCUGGAGCAGAUCCCGAGCGGGAGAAAACACAGCAGCAGAUCGAGGUGGAUGGUCAGGGUGGAAUGAAACGAUGCGGCGGGCAAGGAGACGUGCUGAGCGGAACCGUGGGUACGUUCCUAGCGUGGGCCAAAUGCUACGAGAACGGUGUCUUUGGCGACAAGUCGAUACCUGCAUCUCAGUUCCCGCUGCUUGCUGCGGUCGGUGGCAGCUUGGUCACACGCACUGCCAGUCGACGUGCUUUCCGCAAGCAAGGCCGAGGCGUAAUCACACAAGACAUGCUUCCGGAGCUCGGUCAAGCUUUUGCGGAGAUAUUCGGGGAUGAGGCUCAUGGAGAAGAUAAAGGAAAGUUGUAAGGGUACAAGAGAUCGGCCCUAAAUUGUAGUAAUAACUUAGCGCACGCGCCCGCCGCACAGGCCAAUAUGACACACAUACAUGCAAACAGACGCGAGAUCGCGUACCGACAAUACCGUGUUAUUUAAUUACGUAAACCUCCAAACAACACCAUUCAUCAUUGUACUACCGCAUUCAGUUGCUUGGCUUUGCGGUUACUGGUACUGCAUGACCUCUUCCGAGCAUCUUGUUGUAAAGAAAACGUAUCUAUCUCGCUCUAAGCGAAAAGACACCUCUAGCUCAGUGAACUCCGCGUCUGAAGAGGAAGAGGAAACUGAGGACGUAACGAUGUCUGAGGCGACUGGUGUCGUCAAGCCUCCAAGCAAAGUUGCUGUAAAGCCGAACAGCAAAGUUUCGACCAUUAAACCCCUCGACGAACCUGCCACCCAACCUGACACUGGUACCCCUGUGUCUGAACCCAUAACGACCAAGACGCCCAAGAAGACGGUGUCUUCCAAGGGGAAGGAGAUUGCUGCAUCUCCGGGGAGGGCACCGAAAAAGGUCGAAGUUCAGUGCGUGUCCCUCUCUUACUCUCCGCAACAGCCACCUGAGAAGGUCUCGAUUGCACCUAGUCUUCCCGGACCAGGCCCACGAACGACAGGCAAGACGGAGACGCCAGGCGCCAGCGCAAAGAAAACCCAUAUCCGCUCCAUGUCCUCGAUCAGCUCGCUCAAGCAGGUGGCCGACGACGCCAGUGCCACCGAGUCUCCCUCGUCGAAAAAGCCUGUCUCGUCGGUCAAUCGAAAACGUUUUGCGACUCCGGAUACGGUGGAUGAUGCGACGUCUGUGGCCGAGUCAUCGAUGGGAGCGGGAACUAUCCGCCGUACCGAGGCUGAGCGCAUCGAGUAUUUCAACAAUCAGCCCGAUUGUUCAGACAUCGAGCCUCACAGUGUCACCUGCACCCGAUGCAAGAAAGUGGUGAAUCUGGGAAGGAAGCAGACGUAUCGGGUCAAACCAUGGGAAACUCAUCGUCAGCGCUGUGAUCAGAAGGUUUCAGCCACGGAGUAUGUGCAAUUCAUGCCGUAUCGUGUUGCUCUGACUGUGCAUAUCAGAGAUGAUGCACAAAGCGAGCUCCGAUCUGAAGCCGGUACGACUAAGCGCUCCAACACGCGGCACUCCGUUGAGCAACGUAAGGCGAUUCUGGAAUCGGACGAGCGUGCCAAGACGGUGUUGCCUGACAAAGUCCUGUGCCGGAAAUGUGACAAGUGGAUUCGUUUGGCGGCCAAGUCAGAAUACGCAUUAAGCAACUGGAACGCGCAUCAGACAAGUUGCGGAGGCGCCGUGGUGAGCCAUCGUGUGGCUAUGGCUACACGCAAGAUCCAGCUUGUCAACGAUUCGCAGGCGAGCAGCUCUGGUCCCCGGCACGUCGACUGUCGUUUUUGCGGGAUUACGGUGGAACUAGAUGGGGAUGCGGACUACACACUGACGAACUGGGAAUCGCACAAGCAGACUUGUACGAGCCCCUCGAAGUCAGGCAGGGCCACGAAAGCACCGCAGGAGCGAUCGCCUGCGUCGGAAGAAGCGCCGGAAGCAGAAGCAUCACACACCCGUGGAACGAAGCGCGGUUUGGACGAGCCUGACCUCGAUGUCGCUGAUCCCGAUGCACGGGCCCCAAAUCGUGCACGCAAAGAAUCGUAUGAGCCGGUGAACAAGGCGCCGCCGAGUGUGCUGGGAUGGUUUCUCAUGCCGUUCAAGGCAUUCAUGCAUGGCUACCAGCAGUCUAUGGCGUCUUAAUUUAAUUAGUUACAUGAUUGUUUUUGUAUACAUAUGGGCGCCAGUUUGGCUGGGACUCCACAGCGCGGAGGACGCACGCAUCGUACGUGUUUCCCGUGUGAGCUGUUGCCGCGAGGGCCUAUAAGUAAGUCCGCACGAACCACCCAUCCUCAGCGAUCAACGCUUCUCCCGCCAUUUCCUUUUCUUGCCGUGCCCCAUUCUCCAUUCUCAGCCAACAUGCCACCCGACACCACGACCGCGUUUUCCCCCACGAAGAGACAGAUGCGCGAGAUGAAGCUGCGAGAGGACACUAUGCUCGAGAUACUCAGCCCCGCGCUCGUGCGCUGCCUCGGCUGCGGCGCGAACAUCAAGCUGUCGACAAAGAGCGACUUCGACGCGUCGCAUUGGACGAGACACCGCGGCCGGUGCAUCAAGAAGACCGUGCGGGAGUCUGCAAGUGCGAGGAGGGACUCAAACCAGUCCGUCACCUCCGCGUCGUCCGGGUCGUCGCCUUCGUCCGCUCGGGCACUCACACCGGAAGAUGACGACAAGGAGAGUGAUGCUACCCAACUGGGCGAGCAUUCAGACACACCGCCACUGCCUCCAAUUCGGCAAUACGACU